GACUAAAAACAAGUUUGAACUUUGAGGAAAGUGAAAGAUGGAAGAUCAUAGAAGUGAUAUAAUAUAAUAAUAAUAAUUAAUAACCAUAAAACAUAUAUAACUGUUAAGUGGAAGUUUAAAUAUUUUAUUAAUUUAAUUACUUUUAACCAUUCUUUUUAUGAACUAGUUAAAAAAAUAAAUAUUAUUAUUGAUUGUACGACGUCACAAAUAUGAGCGAGCGUUAUCGAGAUUACAAAGGGUCAUCUCGAUCGACGCGUGAUGAUUCUAGGAGAGUCGAGAGUCAUGGGCGAGAAAGGACGCGGUCGAGAUCUCCAAGACGAAGAUCUCCAUCAGAAUAUAAACCGGAAAGCAGGCGGAAUCGAGAUAACUUUGACGAUAAAAGGAAGAGAUCUCCUAGUAACAGAGAAUGCAUUGUUGAAGCUCCAGCACCACCACCACCUCCUCGUAUCAGCAAAAUAAGUAUUGGAUUCUCAAAGCCACAAGCUCCAAUCAAAAUGACAUUAGGAGGCUCAUCAAAACCUAAAGCAGUGGCAGCUCCAAAACCAACAGUAGCUUCAGUCUUUAAUAAUGAUGAUGACGAUGAAGAGCCAGAAGAAAUGCCAGCUGAAGCUCGUAUGAGAAUGAGGAAUAUUGGCAGAGAAACACCAACAUCUGCAGGCCCUAACUCAUUUGGAAAAACUAAGCAGGGUUUCUGUGAUGCUAAGAAAGUUUUUGAGAAGAAUUUAAAAUAUGCUCUUGAAACAGCCCAAAAACCAGACAUUACUAAAUUACCUAAAACCAUCUAUAAACUUCAGGGCCCAUAGUUUAACUAAAUUGUAUUUAUAAGCUUUUAUUACAUUAAUAUAAUUGUUAUAAAAAGUAUCUAUAAACAUAAAUUGAUUUGAAAUUAUGUUAAAAGUAAUAUUGCAGCAAUUUUUGGUCACUGUAAUACAUGUUUGUAUUCUUAACACAACAACCUUGUACAAAAGGAUCCUUAAUAAAUAAUUAUAAUAGAA
Molecule: messenger RNA, 995 nt
Organism: Pieris napi
Lineage: Eukaryota; Metazoa; Arthropoda; Insecta; Lepidoptera; Pieridae
Product: PEST proteolytic signal-containing nuclear protein-like
Exons: 4
Coding region: 210-803 (197 amino acids)
Biological process (GO): proteasome-mediated ubiquitin-dependent protein catabolic process; protein ubiquitination
Cellular component (GO): nucleus
Source: RefSeq, a predicted model, not a curated record